This is a messenger RNA of Microthlaspi erraticum, 1095 nucleotides long. NCBI's taxonomy places the organism in Eukaryota, Viridiplantae, Streptophyta, Magnoliopsida, Brassicales, Brassicaceae. The record is from the annotation of a GenBank genome assembly.
AUGGCGAAAGACGGACCCAAUUGGGAUGGAUUGCUUAAAUGGAGUCUCUCUCACGCCGACGGUACCCGACAACCUCGCCAGUUGAGCGAGGAGGAUAGAAAAUGGUUUAUGGAGGCGAUGCAAUCGCAGACUGUGGAUGUAGUCAAGCGCAUGAAAGAGAUCACACUGGUUAUGCAAACACCUGAACAGGUUUUGGUGGAUCAUGGAGUAACACCUGAAGAUCUCGAAGAUUUGCUGGAUGAGCUGCAGGAGCAUGUUGAAUCCAUUGAUAUGGCUAAUGAUCUUCAUUCAAUUGGAGGCUUGGUUCCUCUUCUUGGGUUCCUUAAAAACUCUCAUGCCAAUAUUCGUGCAAAAGCUGCUGAAGUCGUAAGCACGAUAGUUCAGAACAAUCCUCGGAGUCAGGAGUUAGUCAUGGAAGCCAAUGGUUUGGAGUCAUUGCUUUCCAACUUCACUUCUGACACAGAUGUCCAUGCUCGAACUCAGGCUCUUGGCGCAAUAUCAUCUUUGAUUCGUAAUAACAAACCCGGAGUCAACGCUUUCAAGCUUUCCCAGGGCUAUGCUGGUCUCAAAGCAGCCUUGGCGACUGAUAGUGUGCGGUUUCGAAGGAAAGCUUUAAACUUGUUGCAUUAUCUUCUUCAAGAGUAUGACACUGAGUGUAGUAUCGCUGUGGCACUCGGUAUUCCCCGAGUGAUGAUGCAUCAUGCGUCUAGUGAAGAUGCUGAGACCAGAGAAGCUGCUCUUCGCGGAUUGAUUGAGUUUACGAAAGGGAAACACUUUGGAAGUGAGCGUGGCACCAUUGAGAAAGACGAUGAGAAACUGAGGCAGCUUCUUGAAGAACGGAUCCAAGGAAUCAGCUCCAUGUCACAAGAGGAUCUCGAAACUGUUAAAGAAGAGAGACAGCUUGUGGAUUCGCUGUGGAGGUUCUGCUACAAUGAGCCUUCUCCGCUGAGAGAGAAAGGGCUUCUUGUUCUUCCCGGUGAGGACGCUUUGCCUCCUGAUGUCGCAAGCAAGCUCUUCGAGCCUCCUCUCAGAGCUGCUGCAGCGAAUCGUAAUGUUGAGAAGAAAGAGGAACCUUUGAAACUACUUGGACCAUAG